UCUAUUUGUGAUUGCCGUUGACACAAUCGGAACUGCUGAAGCUGCUCCCCUGCCUUUUCAGUUUUGGACACUCACCCCGCCUCUUCCGCCUCCGCCAUGGCAGAUCACUCCUCUGCAGACGAGCCUCCAGCAAAGAGACAGGAGAAAACCCACCCCUCGCUGCAGUCAAUGACAAACUCGGGGCCUAGGUCUCCCCCGCCUAUGCUCAAGAUGUCGUCGAGCCCGCAUUCCUCCCACCGCUCAAGCUUCGUUGAGAACAUGCGCGGCAUCCCUCCUUCCUCACCACGAGCACAGCGCCAGCCGAGCCUGUCGCAGCAAGCGCUUCAGGACUUGCUGAAUAACCCACCGACGAAGAAUGGCGCCCCGGAGUUUGUGGGGAGGGAUUGGAAGACGGUCCGUGUGGGCGAGAUUGUUGACCCCGCGCAGGUGCGGUUUGCGGAUUAUGAUACCAGCGUGGAGGAGGCUACGGCGCUUCUUGUACAGUCUGGCGCCCCCAAUGUGGUUCUCCUCCGCGAAAACCCAGGCUCCCGCACGGCGACGGGCACUUUUGAUUAUGGCGACCUAAACGCGUACCUUCUUCUUGUUGUCGGCCUCGCACACCCCACUGAGAGUGAUGUCGCGUCGUUCGACGAGCUUGCGAAGAAAGGCCGGGAAGGAAAACCCAUACCACUCAAAGAUAUCAAGGAUUUGGGGAAGAAGGAGCCUCUGAUUACGCUACCAUCUACCGCAGACUUAACAAAAGCUAUGGAGGUGUUUGGUAGUGGAGUGCAUAGGAUUUUGGUUGUCGAGGAAAGUUCAACGAAUGUGGUUGGCAUAUUGACGCAGUUGAAAUUGGUGCAGUUCUUUUGGGAGAAUAGGCAGAGCUUCCCGGCGGUGGAUCAAUUGUAUCCGCUGCUAAUUAAGGAUGUGAAUAUUGGGUCGCAUUCGGUCUACGCAAUCAAUGGCGAUAAACCCCUAACCGAUGCCCUCGAGCUCAUGAACAACGAAGGUAUAACCUCUCUCCCAGUACUUGACUCUCAAAACAACGUCAUUGGCAACAUAUCCCACGUCGACGUGCGACUCCUCACAAAAUCCACCUCCCUCCCUCUCCUCCGCUCCUCCUGCAUCCACUUCAUCUCCGUCAUCCUCUCUGAACGCGGCGUGAGCGACGGCAAGGACUCCUUUCCCGUCUUCCACGUGAACCCGUUCUCGACCCUUGCCCACACUGUUGCCAAACUCGUCGCCACCCGCUCGCACCGCAUGUGGGUUGUUGAAACACCCUCGCCUGCUUCCUCAGGACCCCCUACCCCCGCCGCAACACCCGCUGUACUCGUCCCACCAUCUCCAAUCACCCCCCUUCCCAUUUCCGCCUCCAAUCCUAUGGCCAUAGCUACAGCAUCGACGUCCCCGCCGCAACAUCUCGCCGGCGCCGCAGCGCCCGCUAUCUCUGCGUCCAGCAUCCCCGGCGCGAGCCUGAGCGGGAGAUUAAGUGGAGUAAUCAGCCUAACAGAUAUUUUGAAUUUGUUCGCUAGAGCGAGUGGCUUAAAUCCCCAUGAUCCCGAUGAAGCGAGACGAGCGAGGCGGAGGUCGAGUAGUAGUAGUAUGAGGAGAAGUGUGGAUAGUUCAAGGAGUGAGAGUAUGAGUGGAAGGAGGGGGAGUAUGAGCUCGAGCACGCCCGCGUUGGGGAUUAUGAGGGGGAGAGGGCCGUAAGGGUUUUUGGGUUGGGGCUGGAAGGCUUGGAAAGGGUGGAGAAAGUGGAGGGGAAGGGGAGAGGAAGGAGAAUAUGAGGUUCAUUAUCGGCAGGAGAGGGGAAUGAGAGAAACGAGGGACGAGUUUGCGUGAUAUGAU
Molecule: messenger RNA, 1827 nt
Organism: Lindgomyces ingoldianus
Lineage: Eukaryota; Fungi; Ascomycota; Dothideomycetes; Pleosporales; Lindgomycetaceae
Exons: 4
Coding region: 97-1689 (530 amino acids)
Biological process (GO): cellular response to glucose starvation; regulation of mitotic metaphase/anaphase transition
Molecular function (GO): protein serine/threonine phosphatase inhibitor activity
Source: RefSeq, a predicted model, not a curated record